CGAAAUAGUUGACUGCUACCUGAAGAUUCACAGCUCAAAUUGUUUUGAUAGCAGGAUGGACAUUAUCUGAUGACAGACAUACUCUGACAGAAACUCGAAUAUUGACAUGUAUGAACACAGUGGACAGCCAAAGGAUGCUGAGCACAUCUUCAAGGAACAUGCUGGUCCAAAUUCGGAUGCUUCUAAUGCGCGAAUUUUCACACAGAUCCCAGAAAGUAGCUUUAGAGAGCAAGCAGAGCUAUCUCCUUCCAGUGGCACUGUGUUUGAAGAUGUUAUGAUCAGAUCUAGAAAGUUUAGUCCUGAGGACGUUCAGCUCACAAGCCAAAUUAUCUCAUCCAUACGGGAAAGAUUGUAUUCGGAAUCAUUUGUAGAAAGGCCAAACGGCACAUCUUAUACAACCGAUUCCAUAUCGCAUGAAAGCAGUACAAAUGGUAAUGCCUCCCAGAACUCAGAUCAUUCACCAUUGACGUUUUUUUCCGGCAACCAGUCUGAAAUUCAAGAUAGCAUAUUUUCCAACUCAACCUUCGCAGAAUCUAACAACUCAGUCUCAAAGACUGAAAGCCAGCCCUCUGAAACCACUGCGGAGAUUCUCAAAGGCCUAAAUCCAGAUAGUACAACUUUCCCGAGUGAUUUCUCUCUGGAAGAGAUACCAAAGUCAGACGUAGUUGACAUUGUACCAGACUCAGUGCCUGACGAAAGUGCCAUCAAUAGUCCAGAGUCAACCAACAGGGUUAUACCUGCUGGACGGUCAAAACCUGGGAGGCUCAGAAAUAUGUUGCCACCUUGCAGAGUUUGUUGUGACCAUGCAUCAGGAUUCCAUUAUGGAGCAAACACUUGUGAGGCUUGCAAAGGUUUUUUCCGCAGGAGCCUCAAGAAGGAGCCCAUCGAGUAUAAAUGUAACGGGGACAACAACUGCUCAAUACAGAGUGGGCGCAGAAACAACUGUGCUUUGUGCAGAUACAAGAAAUGCCUGGCUGUUGGCAUGUCAAAGGAUGCAAUCAAAACAGGACGAUAUACGCAUGAGAAGCGAACUCAGGAUAUAAUGGAGGUUAAGAGGUUGGAGGGUGGGCCAGUCCUCACAUCAGCACCUGUACGUGGCCGGAGAGGCCAUUCCCCACCCCAAGAUAUCUUGUUGGACCCAGAAACUACUCAGAUCCUUGGGCAGCUCUAUAGUGCUCAUAAGGAAAUUUUCCAACGCUGGCAUAUGAGUGUAGACUCGUUAGCGUAUGACCAUAUCAACAAACAAUAUGCUCAAAAAUAUCAACGUCAGAAGGAAGUAUCAUCAGCUAAAACAUCCUCACAAACAGGAGGGAAAAAUGGUACAGGACAUGAUGAGGUUUCCAUACAACAUCACUCAACAGACUGUACGGAAAGGAGAGAUGGUUUAAACGGUACACGAAUGCCUGGUAACACAGGUAGUGAUGCAAACAGGGUAGGACAACAUCCGGAGGAGAUCCAGAACUCACUUGUUUCUCACAUGGAAAUUGUGAUCAUGGGCUUUGUCAAAUACGCCAAGUCUUUACCUGGCUUCACCAACCUGAACCUGAAUGACCAGGCAGCUCUCAUUAAAUCUGCCCGGUUUGACGUGUGGAUGUUAGGCGGGAUCAACUUUUUCAACAUGACCCUGGGUGUGGUGACAGGCCCACUUGGAAACAGCUUCCAUAUGGAAGAGCUGCAGGCUGUCAUUGACCCUGGCUUUGUAAAAAGUGUGUUCUCUUUCUGCUGGUCGGGGCAACAGCUUGCCAUGAGUAAACAGGAGAUUGCCAUCCUGCAGGCCAUUGCGCUGACAUUCUCUGACCGUUGCAAACUUGACAGACCAACUCUUGUUGACGAGAUUCAGUCUAGACUGGUAUCCUGCCUGGAGCGGAUGACGCCAAGUCGACGACGCUUUGCCAAGCUUAUGGACAUGCUUGUACGUGUUCGUAGCCUGUCGGAGUGGGACGCCAAAGUUGCCCAAGAUAUUCUCAUGUGGUCUCAGAUUCAGCAGAAUCCUCUUAUCGUUGAAAUCCUGUCCUUUUGAGGUAUCCGAUACAUAACUGAGCUAGCUAUUCCAUUAUCCUUAAUGUUAAAUAUAGAGGCCUAGUGACCCUUACAAUAUUUGUAACCCAUCUGCUUCAGAAGAACAUAAAAUUUCCUGUAAAUUUCCUAUUAGACGCACUAAUGGACAAUCAGGUAGUCUUUUUAGAGGUAUAUUUUUCAAUUCUUCAACUUGAACAAUGCUUUAUAUACCUUAACUCUCAGCUAUAAAAAAUGAAAUUGUUCAGAUGAAAAAAAAAACCAUCGCUGCUUUUUGUUUGCAGUGUAUAAUGCAUCUUCUCCGGUUGCUGACAUCAUGCAUAUAAACCCAUACCCUAACUUUUAAUUGAGGUUACACGCCAUCUACAUUCUACAUAAACAUUUCUCAUACUUGGCAAAAGUUGUGUAUUGAAGCCAUGUAUCCAGACAAUUAUACUGAUUUACGCACCAGGGGGUGUUUACAGCUAUUCUUAAGUGGAUACUGAUGGCUGAUUGGUCAGUCGCGGGCUUUUACUUAGCCUAGCAUCUAGGUGAUGGGUAAUUGUUACAAGCAUAGUCGGUAUUUCAUAUUUAUAAAUCUAUAUAUGAUUGCUGAAUGGGGAAAAGUGGUUCUUAUUUGCAUGUAUACCGGGUAGUUCUCAAAAAGACAGGCGUCUCAUAGGACAUUUACAGUAAUUCAAAUGCCAUGCAAUACUAUUGACUAAUUAUACUAGUGGCAAGAUUAUGCACCAGUAAUUUUGUUAGUUACUUUGUUAAUAUAUUUAUAGUUUUUCUUUUACAUUUGGGUGCUGUGCACCUUUUUGUUGGCAUGUUUUCAUGAGCGACAUAACUUUAUGCAUGUUAUACAUUUAGCUCCAUAAAAAUCAAAUCAACAAAAUUCUUUGGGCUAAAGCUGCACUCUCACAUAUUGAUUAUAUUGGCAACUUGUUUUUCUUCUUGAAAUGAGCCAUUUUUUGCGUAAAUGUCUGGAAACCAGUGAUAUAAGAGUGCUGACAAAAGAGUCAAUCACAUAUAUAUGUUCUAAAAUUGAUUCUUUAUAACUUAAAGCGUUAAUAACGUUUUAAGAAUAAAAAAAGAAAUUGGCGAUUUACCAAACAAUUAAGAUCUGUUUUAUUGUAAGUUAUCUUAUAUGGCUGUAUGAAGGCACUGUCAAUCUGUGAAAGUGCAGCUUUAAUGCCAGAAGGUAUAAAAUGAUAUAAAAAUAUAGAAACGUUUUGGUAUACUCUAGCACUAACCCCACAAAGUUAUUCAUGAUUGAGUUUCAUAGCAAGAUUUUUUAUACUCUUAUAAAUCUUGUUAACAACCUAUGCGUAUUUUAAAAAGUGACAAUGAUCGAAUAAAAAGAUAUUGACCAUUGUUUUGAUCAUUUGGUAACAUGAAAAAAAUUAUUGAUCUUUCAGAAGUCAUUGUUUAAGGAGGAAUUUAAUUCAACAAGUUAAGGAAAUGUUUUGGUAAACGAGUCUUUGAUAAACUUACUGACAUAUUUUCUGGAUGAGUUUUUUUAACUUUUUAUUUUCAUUGCUACCGUAUUACCAUUCAAAUGCAUUUAAAUGGGCAUUAAUAAACAUAAUAUUUCAUUUCAUUUCUGAUCUGUUUUCCCAUGUAAUUUUUGACAUUCAUUGGAAUGAACUCUGCUUAUAAUAUCCUUAAUUAAUAAGAUUCUCUGUUUUAAUUACCUUGGGAAAAUAGGUUACCUUGGUAAUAAUUGUGCUCAUAACACCUUACAUUUUUGCACCCACCCCAUCAACUUUUUGAGCCCAAUUAUACAAGUUCAUAAAAUGCAUGAUUUAAAUUUAACAAUAUUUAAUACAGGGUCUCUUUGACUGAAGCCAAAUUAAAAAAUAAUGACUGUUUAGAAAUUCUGUCAGCUUCAAUUGUUUGUACAUACAUGUACAUGUUCCUGGUUAUAAUAAAAAAAUUGUGAUCUGCCUUUCUUACAGGUAAAUAUCUUUAAGUUAGGUUAAUUCUUAUAUUUCAUUCAACCCUAUUUUAAUGGUUUACUUAAGAAUUAAAAUGAUACUUAAUUAUAAUUGUGGUAACAUUCAUGCUACAUGUAUUAUGUAUGUAAUUGUUGUGUCAAACUUCAUUUGUCACCUUUUGUAACCAGACUAUACAAUAUAUAUUCUGUAGAGUAACCACACUUAUGUAGCAUGAGUUCCUAGCUGACAUUUAUAAUCUAAAUGAAAAAAUGGGUUAAAUUUUGAAUGAGUAGCGAAAUAAUUAUCUAAAUAAUGGAAAGUAACUCUUCCAACUAUGAAGGAAAUGUUGAUCCUUUAGCUGUUUUGAAUUCUAUUAAAAUGCAGAAAAUACAUCAACAAACAUAUGUUUAAUAACAUUAUGCACCAGUCAAUUUUAACCCCCCCCCCCCCAGGUCCGAGAAAUAGCGGGGACUUUGACUUUCGGUCCAGCCAACCCCCGCUAAAAUCACCACCCUGCGGGGACGAACAGAUAGUAAAAUUCCCGACAAAUGCCCCCGCACCCCAGGGACCCUAGGUAAGCCCCAUUCCCUGCUAUAUUUAAAGCGAAGAUAAAACCACCGCGGUCAUCCGGCACUGCGGGGCCUUCUGAAAGGUAAAAACACAGCCCAUUUCCCCGGCUACCCCUGGUAUACCCCCGGACCUGGAGGGUCCAUGGUUACAAUUGACUGGUGCAUUUUACAGACCAGAACAGAAGAUUUAUUUUAUCUUAUGCAUUACAAGCUUAUCUUACUGGUAAUUACUAGCUUGAAGGAAAAAAAAAACCUAGUUAACCGCUUUGGGCCGUUAGAUCACAUUUUAAAAAUUGCUAUGAGAUAUAAAUAGUCAGGCUAGUAUGUUUAUAUGGUAUUAUACACAAGAAUAUAGAAAUUUGGGCUAGAGCUUGUUAACCUUAAUUUCUUACACUAUGACCAUAUUGGUUGUAUAUAAUGAGUUCUAGGAACUUGUUAAACUUCUGUCUUUGUUGCCAUGUGAUCUGUGAUCUCAUUAAAGCAUUUUACACAAUACAUGUGCAGGGCCUGUAUUCAUGAAAUAUUUUAGAGUAUUAUUUUAGCUUUGUUCAAAGAUUAAAGAUGCACUUUUACCCCCAAAUAAGAUUAAUAAUAUUGUUUUAAUGUUCCAAAAAAGAUGAAUAAAUGUCGAAAAACAUUGUUUCUUAUGAAGGAUACCGAGUUUGAUUUUAUAGAGAUGAGCAUAAAACAUGGUAUUUCAACCUUAUGAGACCAUAGUAACCACAGUAAAUCUUUUAGCAUUCAUCAAUCAUUUAAUAUUUUUGCACUUUCUGCUAUUAAAUACAUGGUUUUCAAAAUUUUCGACGGGGUUGUUUUGUGAAUAUGUGCAAAGGGGAGGUAUACAUAAAAAUCUUAAGUCAUUUCUUAACUUAAGUCAAUGUCCUAAAAUAUACAUAUUUAAAUUAAAAGUAAAGUACAUGUAUUUUAUUACAUAGAAGUAUAUUAUUUUAAUCAAAUUAUACGAUUAGUUAAAAACUUAACUUAAGAAAAUGUCUUCAGUGAAGAAAUGAAAUAGGAUGUUUUAUGAAUAUGGGCCCAGAACUCCAGUGAUUUUAUUUCUGUAGAAUGUGCUGUAAAUAUUGUUAUUUUUGUCUUACUUUAUAUGAAUACAAUAUAUACCAGACACUAGCAAUACAAUUUUAUAACAUGUAUUUCAUAAUAUUUCUAUUUAUAUCAUUACUGUUAUAUUCCUUUAAAAAUAUUGUUCUGAUUUAAAAUGAAAUACGGAAACCAGAAAAAAGGUGUGUAUUAUAUGAUAGUUGGUUAAUCUGUGGUAUUGCAAAUGUGAUGUAUCUUUACACAAACGACCCCACAGAUUAAUCGACUAACAUACUAUUCCAAUAUAUUACCAUGUAUUAUGAACAACUGGUUGAUUGGUUGUUGGGUGACUGUUUAUAAAGAUUGAAUUACGUUUAAUUGUAUUUUGAUUGAAGUUUACUUUCUACAUUAUAACAUAUCAGAUUAAUAUGUCACAAAACAAUCUGAUGACUUGAACAUAAAGAAAACUUGAUUUAUUUUAAACAGCAGCACUAUACUUCUAUUAUAAUUUAGGGCCUUUCCCGGGGUUUUCCUCACAGUUUUAUGGCUAUCAAAAAUGUGUGAUUAUCAACGAAUCCGAUUCAGUCUGUUUCGAUGCUUGAGACUUCAUUGAAAAACACAUGCAUUACUGAAUCGGACGGUGUGUCAAAUAAGACAAUAACUCUUUAAUUUGUCAAUGGAAAAAGUAAGACAGUUGGUAAAGUUGUGAUUUUAGUUCAUUUAAAGCUACAUGUAGAUAAAAUUUAGAUUAAAGAUGUUUAAAGUGUUCAGCCUUUUAUCAAAACCCUUAGUUCCUCAGUAGGUGCUUUGGUUUGGUUUUGUGUAACCUUAAUUGAUCAAAUAAAAUAGUUAUACAGAAUACAAAUUUCUCAGCACUAAUUACAUCUGUUUGUUCAUAACUUUUAACAUCUUUUGAAAAAAAAACAAGACCAAAUGUUUUAUUUGGCAAAAUGUUUAAAACUCCAAAAUCUUAGGUAUUGAACCAACCAUUGCAAUUGACCAAACAUCUGUCGACUUUCGUCAUGAGAGCUUUAAAGCUGCACUCUCACAGAUUGAAUGUUUUGACAACUUUAUUUUUUUGCGAAAAUCCAUAGAAACCAGUUAUAUUAGACUGCUGAUCGCAGAUUUUUAUAUUUAAGUACAAAAAAUGAUGUUUUAUGCAUUUUUCUUUAACCGUUAGUAACGGUUUAAGCCAUAAAACAUUUAUUUUGAACGGGAAUAUGAAAAUCUACGAUCUGAUUUUUUGUCAGCAGUCUUAUAUCAUUGGUUUGCAGAUACCUACGCAAAAAUUUGCCCUUUCUAAGACAAACCAUAAAAAAGUUGUAAAUAUGGUAAAUCUGUGAGAGUGCAGCUUUAAAUCAAAGGUUAUCAAGUGAAUCAGAGUACUGCUUAUACUACACGAAAACACAUAAGAACAUUCACAUUUAGAGACUUAAUCUACAUGUAUAGUUCUUUGAUAAUCCUCUAAAUGUAGUUUGUCUUUGUGAAAUAUUGUUAUUUAUUAAA
Mya arenaria is the source of this 7048-nucleotide messenger RNA. Its product is annotated as nuclear receptor subfamily 1 group D member 1-like. NCBI's taxonomy places the organism in Eukaryota, Metazoa, Mollusca, Bivalvia, Myida, Myidae. The transcript is spliced from 7 exons. The coding region runs from base 107 to 2020 and encodes 637 amino acids. Gene Ontology annotation, biological process: regulation of DNA-templated transcription. Gene Ontology annotation, molecular function: sequence-specific DNA binding; DNA-binding transcription factor activity; zinc ion binding. The record is from RefSeq and is a predicted model, not a curated record.